UUCAAAGCUAGCGUGCCGUCAUUGAACACCUAUUUUGCUGUUCGCUCUCGCUAUCCGAGAUUUUUCACUAAGAAAAUCUAUUUGAAUCACAAAAACCUUCUCAAUUAACACAGUUUUUAUAUACACGAUAUUCAAUUGAUUUGAAAAUCAUUACAUCAACCAUAGGACUGAUUUCUGUCAACAUUGCUGAGAAUUAUUCUAUAAUUUUCGUAAAAAUAAAAAGUUUUUUUUUUUCUCUAAAAAAAAGCAACAGUGUUUGUCCAAGAGAAAUUUCCUUUUUUAUACGUGUAAAUUUUUUUUUCUCGUAUCAAAUCCAAAGAAAUAUCGGUUACUGCCGACAGCAAAAAGUGGGUGAAAAACGUGUGUUAAAGAUCAAUUUUGUGAUUAAUGUUAUCCUGUUGAUAUCAAAACAAUUACUUUUGAAAUCAUUUUUUUUAUACGUAAACAUUUCAAAGUGAACAGUUAACGGUCAAAAACGACCCGAGGUUUAUUUAAAGUGAUACCGGUCAAUUGAUAUGUUAAACGGUACACUUGUUCUGUCGUCGAUUGAGUGAGAGAGAAAAAAGUGACCAAAUUAUCCGCUCGAGGUAAAAAUAAAUUGUGAGAGUCGGAAUUCUGUAGUGAAAUUUUGCCGUAACUUACGAACCGUACAAGACGAAACAAUUGGCAUUUAUCACGACAAAAGAAGAAGAAAAAAAAACGGUGAAAUCAUCUGAUAGAAAAAAGUUAGACAUGAACAAAAAAGAUAAGUGCACGCAUACGAAGUGACAAAUUGAAGUGCUUUGAAAAAAAGAAGAAGCAAAGUAGCAUCAGCAACAACAAUCUUAUAAAACGCAAAUCGCAUUUAUCCCAUAGAACAGUGACUGCGCCAUACAUACACGCAGAAAGAAAAAGAAAAACACAUCAAACAACUGUCAUUGAAAUGUGGUCACCUAGUUUCUGGUUGAUCAUUUGAAAAAAGAAAAAAGAAAGAUUGUUCAACAGCAACAAAUGUGCAUGAGUAUGUGUAUCGCGUUGACUAUUGAAAGUGAUUUCGCAUCUCAUGACUGCUCUUUUCCAUAUUACAUGCGAUAAAAAUAUAAUACAACGUUUUUGGUGCACAAUUUUUUACAUUGAACCCAUACACUAAGAGACUAUUGCAUUGAAAAGACUGUGAUUUGAUUAUUGUUGAUUGCAUUACAAUUGACCGAAACAGAAAAUAAAAGCACUUGCAAAAAUAAAAUCGAGAAAGAAAACAACACACAUACAAUAAAUCGAAUAAUUCGUGCGAGUGCGUAUCUCAUGUGUGACAAUUGGAAAGAAAAAUAAGCGCGACAAAGAGACAGAGAGAGGGAGAGAAAGAAAAGAAAGAUUGAAAGAGGCAAAAUAAAUCGUGCAAGUGGCUACAAUUGUGGUACGUGUUCACGUUAACAAGCAAUCAGCUACAUAACAAUAUACAAACAACGCGCUUACACUUGAAACACAAGUAGCAAAUAGAUACUACGUACAGUAACCAACUAGCAGCUUACGUACAGCUCAACUCAACUCGAAUUCAACGGAUACAGAGACUACAAAGAAGCGAACGAAAAGCAAAAAAAAAGUGAAACGGUUAACAUAUUUUUUCUUAUAGUUGUGCUUAACCGUUGUGUGUGCUGUUUUUUUUGUGUUGGAUCUCCCAUUAUUUUCGUUUCAUUUAGUUUCGUUGUACGGCUGCCACAGUGAACAAGGCAAUAGAGAAAGAGAGAGAGAAAACGAAUUGCGUGAAUUGUGUGAAUGAAUUUGCUCGAAAGCCAAUACACUAUUUAUACAAACUGAAAAACCGAAAAGACAGAGAAAACGUACACAAAGAAGAAAAUUCACAAAGUUCGCACAACUACGACUUGUAAUUUAUGUUAACUUUCAAUCGUAAAGGGAAAACAGUUAACAAAUUACAAAAAAGAAAAACACAGACGAGGAAAAAUAUUAUUUAUUGAAGAAUAUUUUGAUUGUGUGCUGUUAUAUGCCAAUAAGACAACAACAAAACAAAGCAAAAAGAAAUAACAAUACCACGAUUAACGCACAAAGUGUACUGUUCCGAUACCGUCAAUAAAACAAUUUUGUUAACAUUUGCUUUUAUUAUAUACACUUAAGCCAAUCGAGUGCACAGUGAUUUUCAUUUCAAACCGAUUUCGUUUGAAUAUUUUCCGAAAUUGAAUUGACCAAUUUGACCAAGUGUAAUUAAAUGUGCACCGCCGCCAGUAGCUAAAUCGAUGGACGUAUCAGUUUGAAAUUGCAUUUUUAAUUUUUUUUUUACCAAGUGCUGUAUUUUAUUGGUGUAUUUUGUGCGCGAAAGCAAAUCAACCAAAACGAAAAUUCCAAAACGAUUUAAAGAAAACCAACAACAAAUACAAACUGAAAAGACAAUAAAUGGUCAAGCCUGUAAUUAGGUGCUAUUUCGUUGAUGGAGAACGAUUUCAAUGAAAUUGAACAGAAAUCAAUAAAAAACCGUUUGAACGCGCGACAAGUUUAACAAUUUCGGUUGUAGCAACCACUUAAGAACGCUAAUUUGAAAUCCAUUCAAAUCAGACAAUUCACAGCAUAUUGAGUUCAGUGUGAGUUAAUCAACCGUAACGCUGUGCACGAAAUAUUUGUACAACCGAAUAAAAGAAAAAGAAACGCUAUAAAAUGAGUUAAGAUUUCCAAUUUUUUUUUAUGAAAUCAGCGAAAGAGAAAAAAAGCAACCGAACACACAUUGAGAGACGAACAAAUUUUUUAAAAGUAAGAAAUAAAGAGUUGAUUUUAAUUUAUUUACCGAAACUCUUUGAAAGCGAGUAAAAGCGAAAAGGAGAAAACGUAGAGUGGCGCUUCCUUUGAAUUAUAUGCACUGUGGGAAUUUCCGUGCAACGGCUGUAUAGCGAUAAAAAGUCAUAAAUAAAGAAGCACCUUCAUCAAAGGCGAAAGAGAACGAAAUUUCAUUACAUUCACUUAACCGUAGAACGAUACUAAGGAUUCAGCCCGAAAUAUUAUCGUUGGAUAAGCGCAAAUAAAACAAAAAUCCAGGUAGAUAGAGGAUAAAAAAGAGAACAGAAAGCCAAACAAUAUGACACUUCCGACAACAAGCUUGAAUGCCACUGAUGACGAUUCCGAUAUGUUUGGACCACCUCGCACAUCACCACUACGUUAUACACGGCCGCGCGUACCAAUGAUAUCGGCAAAAUUACGCUUACGCGAAGAACGCAAAAGAAUACUGCAGCUAUGCGCCCACAAAUUGGAACGUAUAAAGGACUCUGAAACGAAUUUACGACGAAGCGUAUGCAUUAAUAACACCUAUUCACGUCUAACGGACGAGGUGCGCCGGGAAAAACAAAGUCGAUAUUUAGCCAAUUUACCAAAAUCUGAAAUCACAAAUACCCAACACGAUGACUUCUUCAGUUCGUACAGUACACAUCAUGAAUCUCUUCUGGACAACCAUUCAAAUGACAUGCUGUCAAAUCAAUCGUUUUCACAUAAUCACGAUAUGCUUCAUCCGAUGGCACAAAACAAUCAACAAACGAAUUCAAUGUCAGACCCUCUAUCAAGUUACUCAUCGCACACAACGACCAACAGCUCCUGUUCACGUUCAUCGCGAUGCGUUGACACCGAUCUCGAGACAUUGGAUCGUGAAUUGAAUGCCCUGGACGCCUCAAUGCCAUUGGUUGAUCCGGAAAUCACACAAGGUGCUGAACAAUUAGAAAAGGCUAUUUCACGCAAACGAUCACGAUCCGAAGAGGAUAAUGAUCGAUUGGUACGCGAAGCACUCUCAACAUUUUCACAUUACCUGCCAAGUCCGCGUUUGCUAUCUGGCAUAGAUGAUUGUCCGUUGCUAAUGCCAUCGGAUUCAAAACGCUACAAAACCGACUCAUCAGCAUCCAGUCUCACCAAUGCCGAGCAUCUGCUUGAUUUUGAAUUUGAUCACAAUCACAAUCAAAACCAAAAAGAUUUCGAAGUCAUUAUGGAUGCGCUACGAUUGGGCGGCACAUCACCAUCAAGCAACAAUUCAUGCAACGACUCAUGCGGCCAAGCAGCCAUGCUAAGCGAAAAUGGUGGUGUUUUUCACAAUUUAGUCGCAUCGCUAGAAACAUGAAAUUCGGACUUUGAUCAUAGUUCACAAAGGAAUCAAGCUGGCAAAAAAAUUUCACCAAUUUUUUUCGCCUAAUCCGAAUACAUCCGAACACAUCUUACACAUAUAUAUAUAUAUAUAUUCCUUAUAGGCUGAUAAACGGACGAUUCAAGCAUGGCAAAUGAAAUGAAAAAUGAAGAAAAAAAAAUAAUGAUUCAGAUCAGAUGAAAUUAUAUUUACCUAAUUUAUAUAGAAUCACACACAUACAUACAUAUAUAAACUAUAUAUUUAAACAAAAAAAUCUAAAAUGUGCAUAGCGAUACGUAAUUAUAAGACAGAGAAACAGUUAACGUUCAACCGAACAGCUUAAAAUUUACACAACAUUCAUUUGAACAAAAAUAACACAGACACCACAAAAUUAUGGCAAAAUUCGUUUUAAAUAGAAUUUUUUUAGAGUUUUUACGUCUAAGAUGUAUGGAAUAUAUGCAUUGGAAUUUAAUUUUUUGUACAGAAAUGCUAUUUGGUGUGGCAAACGAUAUAAUGUUGAUUGAAACAAUCCACAUUUAAAAUUAAAAAAAAAAAACGGUAUUCACA
This is a messenger RNA of Contarinia nasturtii (swede midge), 4651 nucleotides long. RefSeq lists its product as uncharacterized. The coding region runs from base 3059 to 4081 and encodes 340 amino acids. The record is from RefSeq and is a predicted model, not a curated record. The transcript is spliced from 2 exons. NCBI's taxonomy places the organism in Eukaryota, Metazoa, Arthropoda, Insecta, Diptera, Cecidomyiidae.